This is a messenger RNA of Macrosiphum euphorbiae (potato aphid), 660 nucleotides long. Lineage: Eukaryota; Metazoa; Arthropoda; Insecta; Hemiptera; Aphididae. The record is from the annotation of a GenBank genome assembly.
AUGGUUGGGACCAAUGAGGCUAAGAAAGUACCUGGGAAGCGGGGUAUUCACCACCGAAACCAUAGUUUGUGCUUUAAACGUACGACACCUACGGAAGAACCCAAUAUUGACCACAUUACUAUUACAGUUGACAAGCCCAUAUCCACAGCGAGAGGAUCCUUGAAGACGCUUCAACCUGACGAACUCAGACUACCGUCCCAAGUCAGAGGAACUGACCCGGACCUGGCAAAUAGGCACCAACCGAACCGUUACCAGGAGUAUGGAGACCCAGACCCCAGGAGCAGAGGAGAGAGGGGGCGCCGUGACGUCGUGAGGGACGCAGACGAGACCACCCCUAACACCCGUACCAGGACAAGUGGCGAGGUGGGCCAUAGUGACAACUACCUCAGAACUGGGAACGCACGAAAUGGUGCAGAUAGUGCUGGACCAGGGGGCAGUUACCCUAUCGGCCAGGGUGAGCUGGGUGUUCAGGAUCGACAAGCGGACCUCGUACACCUCAGGACCGGCCAACAACAUACCGGCCAGACUUCAUCACCACGAUGGGCCAGGACCUACACGGCGGUAGUGGUACGGCCCAAACCCCCAGUGGGCCUAUGGUUCCCGAUGGUGCCCACGGAUACCACUGGGAAUACUACCACGAGGAGGAUCGGGAGUGUCUAG